AUGUUAGAUACUUCUAAGUCAGUUUUAUCUGUCUUCAAGUUAGUGAAGGCGCCAAUCUAUUCGCAUUGCUUUUCUAUUGAUAGGUCGCUGUUAGCGAUUACCUGCAAUACUGACUGCCUUGUUUAUAGAUUCGGAGGAGGUAAAUCUCCACAAUUGAUUGCGACUUUACCGGAUCAUGACAAAACUGUAACUGCCGUUGAUAUCUCGAUACACGGACGUAUUGUGACAUGUUCGCAAGAUCGUAACGCGUAUGUUUGGGAGCCCUUGAGUGAUGGAUCUUAUAAGCCUACAUUAGUUCUGUUGCGUAUAAACAGGGCUGCCACGUCUGUUUCGUGGGCUCCCAAUGGCUAUAAAUUCGCAGUAGGGUCCAGUGCACGUAUAAUUGCGGUUUGUUACUAUGAGCAAGAAAACAAUUGGUGGGUAUCCAAGCAUAUCAAAAAGCCUAUCAAAUCAAGUGUUAAUUGUUUAUCGUGGCACUCUAAUGGGAUCCUGUUGGCAUCUGGUGGUACUGAUGGAUAUGUGCGCGUCUUCUCCGGCUUCAUCAAGGGAUUGGAUACCAAGGAAGCAGUUAGCAAUUCCCCCUGGGGAGAAAAGUUUCCAUUUGGUGCAGUAGUCAAAGAAUGGUACAAUGGCUCUUUUAUUCAUGACGUUGAGUGGCGUAGUAAUAUCGAGAAGCUAGCAUACGUUGCACACGAUGGUACUUUAACUGUUGCAGACAGUGUAGAACAAAUCUACUCAGUAAACGCCCCCGAAGGCUUGCCUUUCAAGUCUUUGAUAUGGAUAAAUGAUCAUGAAAUACUAUGUGCGGGUUAUUCUUGUCAUCCAGUUAUGUUUACUGAGGGGUCAAACGGUUGGCAGUUCUCCAAAAAUCUUGAUAAAGUGGGCAAGCAAUCUCUGCCACAAUCGACAUCUGAGGAUGGUACUGACGACGAAGAAAAUCCAACCUUUGGCAUGUCUGCAUUGAGAAAGUUCAAGCAAUUAGACUUGAAAGGUAGAGUUACAGCUGCUGAACAGGAAAGCGCGCAUGAGAAUGCUAUUGUUGAGCUGAGACCAUUUGAAGAAUCAAAUGGACAGGUGACUCAAGUCUCUUCAUGCGGUUUAGAUGGUGAGAUUGUAAUUUAUGCAGUUUAA
Messenger RNA from Zygotorulaspora mrakii, 1131 nucleotides. It is a transcript of the gene ARC40, whose product is annotated as Arc40p. The record is from RefSeq and is a predicted model, not a curated record. Lineage: Eukaryota; Fungi; Ascomycota; Saccharomycetes; Saccharomycetales; Saccharomycetaceae. Gene Ontology annotation, cellular component: Arp2/3 protein complex; actin cytoskeleton. The coding region runs from base 1 to 1131 and encodes 376 amino acids. The transcript has a single exon. Gene Ontology annotation, biological process: Arp2/3 complex-mediated actin nucleation. Gene Ontology annotation, molecular function: actin filament binding.